Lipotes vexillifer (Yangtze River dolphin) is the source of this 1572-nucleotide messenger RNA. It is a transcript of the gene BEND7, whose product is annotated as BEN domain containing 7. The record is from RefSeq and is a predicted model, not a curated record. The coding region runs from base 1 to 1572 and encodes 523 amino acids. Lineage: Eukaryota; Metazoa; Chordata; Mammalia; Artiodactyla; Lipotidae. Gene Ontology annotation, molecular function: DNA binding. The transcript is spliced from 9 exons.
AUGGAGUUCUCGGAGAGGAAGCGGAGCAGGAAAUCCCAGAGCUUCAAACUGGUGAGCCGAGAUUAUCACCAUGAGGUCUGUAAGAUCUCAGAAUUGAGCACCGAUGUUAAUGGGAAGGCCAAAGAGACACAACCCAUUUUUUUAGGAGAUGAAAGCAUGGAAAUUAAAAAACAAAUUACAGGAAUGAGAAGAUUACUGAAUGACAGCGCUGGGAGGAUCUACCAGCGUGUGGGCAAGGAGGGGGAGAAAUUGAAAGAAGAACCCCAGGAUUUGGAUUCGAUCUGGCCUCAGCGUUUGAACUCUGUGGAGGCCCCACCGAGCCUACACCCGUCUUCCCGUGGUGCGUGGAACGAGUUACCACCCCAGAGUGGGCAGUUCUCAGGGCAGUAUGGCACCCGCUCCAGAACCUUCCAGAGCCAGUCUCACUCCGCCGGGAGCUCCAAUGGAGAACUCCCAGUGGUGAAUUCGUCAGUUGGAUCAAACUGCUGUACUUGUAACUGCCAGUCAACGUUGCAGGCCAUUCUCCAGGAACUCAAGACCAUGCGGAAAUUGAUGCAGAUUCAGGCAGUUGGAACCCAGAACAGACAGCAGCCCCCAAUUUCCCUUAUCUGCUCCCAGCGAACUGCCAUCUCACGCAAGAGAAAUAAAAAGAAAAAAGUGCCCCUGAAGGCUGUGGAACCUCUCACUGUGAAACAGAAGCCCAGCGUGUUAGAAGCCGAGAAGGCGGCAGCGGCGGCCCCCGAGAAUCCCAGUCUCCCCUCCCCCGGGGAGAACCACAUCCUAGGGUUCGGCAUCGUACUCGAAUCACCAGCGUCUGAUCCAGAAGUGCAACUUGCUGAAGGCUUCGAUGUGUUUAUGCCUAAAUCUCAGCUGGACUCUAUACUGUCAAACUACACUCGCUCAGGAAGCCUUCUGUUUAGAAAACUGGUGUGUGCAUUUUUUGAUGACAAGACUUUGGCUAACUCCUUACCCAAUGGGAAGAGGAAAAGAGGACUCAAUGACAACCGGAAAGGACUAGACCAAAAUAUUGUGGGUGCAAUAAAAGUCUUCACAGAAAAAUACUGCACUGCUAAUCACGUGGAUAAACUUCCUGGCCCGAGAGACUGGGUUCAGAUUCUACAGGAUCAAAUCAAACUGGCCAGAAGAAGGUUAAAAAGAGGCUCAGAGGCAGCUGACGGUGAUGAACGGCUGGACUGCGUUUCUCUACCCCCAACAGACCAAUCAUUGCCGCGCUCGGGCCUGCACAUCGCCCCCGCCCCCUUGCCGGGCCGCACGCAGCUACCGAGCCGCUCUAGCCGCGGCCCGCCGCCUCUUAAAGGGAGGGAGCCGGCCCUUAAAGGACCCUCGCGCGCGGCGCACGGCGGCCCCGUUCCCGGCAGGGGCCCGCCGAGCCAGGCCGAGCCCCCGCGGCGCCCAGGCACGGCGCGGGGCCCUCCCGCCCUCCGCGCCGCCGCCGGGAGCAGCCUUUUUAUUCAGGCGACGCUUAAGGGAGCCCGGCGGCGCCCGGUGCAUUGUGGGAGCGGCGGAGUCCCGUUCGCGGGAGGAGGCGGAGGGCGCAAAGCGAACCGGUAA